AUGAAGUACCUCGCUGCUCUCGCUCUGGCUUUCGCCGCCUCCAUCUCGGUCGCAUCGGCUGGCCCCGAAGGCCCCGUCGCCGUCCCUCCCGGACAGGGCCGCUCCAGCCGUGGUGUUCGCUCCGUCAUCACCGGCCACAAGAUCCGCUCCCAUGUCCAUCACUCGCGCAGGCAGCACCACAACGACGACCUCGUCCUCCUCGACCGCAGGCUCAACAACGCAACCAUCAACGCAGACGACGAGGAGGUCGCCGCCAUCGCUGCCGCCCACAACAAGCGCAACACUUGCACUCCCAAGAAGAGCGCCGCCAAGACCUCCAACGCCUACCGCGUCAAGGGCGGCUCCGGCUCCGGCUCCAGCUCCUCUUCCGGUUCCAGCUCAAGCUCCAGCUCGGGUAGCGGCAACGGCGACGGCUCCGGUUCCAGCUCCAGCUCCAACUCGGGCUCGUCCAGCUCCAGCUCCGGCAACGGCAACGGCUCUUCUUCGUCGUCGUCUUCGUCGUCCAGCUCCAGCUCCAGCUCCAACUCCAACGGUUCCGGCUCCUCGUCCAGCUCCUCGUCGUCCUCAUCCUCGUCGUCCGCCUCCACCUCGCAGUGGAAGCUGGUCAAGUCCUACUCGGGCUCAAGCUUCUUCGACGACAUGGACUUCUACACCAAUGCCGACCCCACCCACGGCUCCAUCACCUACGUCGGCCAGGACCAGGCAAGGAACCAGGGCCUCAUCGGCACCAACAACGGCAAGGCCACCAUGAAGAUCACCCCCGGCAACGGCUGGGCGCAGUCGGUGCGCAUCAACACCAAGGACUCGUUCACCACGGGCAUCUUUGUGCUCGACGCCGAGCACAUGCCCGUCGGCUGCGGUGUGUGGCCCGCCUGGUGGUCCACCCCGACCAACCCCAACGGCGGCUGGCCCAACGGCGGCGAGAUCGACAUCAUCGAGGGCGUCAACGACUACUCGUACAACACCUACUCGAUCCACACCACCGGCGGCUGCACCGUGCCUGCCAACCCCAACAUGUCGGGCAAGUUUACGCUCCAGGAUAGCCGCGCCACCAACUGCGCCUCGGACGCCACGGGCAACCAGGGCUGCGGCGUCACCUCGACCAAGGGCGGCGACUUUGGCGUGCAGUACAACAAGAACGGCGGCGGCGUCCACGUCAUGUACUGGUCCGAGUCCGACGGCAUCUCGACCUACUUCUUCCCCAAGGGUCAGGUGCCCAGCGACAUCAGCUCCGGCUCGCCCGACCCGUCCAACGGCGGAUGGGGCACCCCCAUGGCGCACUGGCCCGCCUCGCAGUGCAACAUUGGCAACUACUUCUACAACCACGUCGUCGUCUUCACCAACACCGUCUGCGGCGACUGGGCCGGCUCGGGCGCGGUGUGGAACAACGCCAUGAACGGACAGUCGCAGUCGUGCCAGGCCAUGACUGGUCAGGGCUCCUGCCAGGCCUACCUCGGUAACAACCCGGACUUCAGCGAGGCCUACUGGUCCAUCAACUCGCUCAAGAUCUACCAGACUUCGCGCCGUUCCUAG
Moesziomyces aphidis is the source of this 1533-nucleotide messenger RNA. The record is from the annotation of a GenBank genome assembly. NCBI's taxonomy places the organism in Eukaryota, Fungi, Basidiomycota, Ustilaginomycetes, Ustilaginales, Ustilaginaceae.